Drosophila rhopaloa is the source of this 1402-nucleotide messenger RNA. RefSeq lists its product as uncharacterized. The transcript has 3 exons. The record is from RefSeq and is a predicted model, not a curated record. NCBI's taxonomy places the organism in Eukaryota, Metazoa, Arthropoda, Insecta, Diptera, Drosophilidae. Bases 16 to 1269 code for a protein of 417 amino acids.
AUUAAAUAAAAUACAAUGGGAACCGGCAGCAAGAACUACCAGGCUCCCGAAUGGCUUACUGCCGAGUUCCUGCAGGAUGUGCUGAAGGAGCACUUCAAGGAGGAGCAGCUGGUGGUCAGUGAGUUGAUAGUGAAGAGCGCCCAGGUAGGCGACCAGGCGGCGGGAUUUGCCAGUGAAAUGCACCGCGCCAGCUUCAAUCUCCAAAGGGGUUCGGCUGCGAAGAGCAAGUUCUCUGUGAUUGUGAAGGAUCAUCCGAAGGGACAAACUGGUGCAGUGGCCCAGAGAAGUAAGCUCUUCAAACGCGAAAUCCUGGCCUACAAGGAGGUGCUGCCACGAGUCCAGGCCCUCCUCCAAUCCAUCGGAGAUCAAACAAAAAUUGCCCCCACUUGCUACUACACCACCGAAUCGCCCGAGCCCUUUCUCAUCCUGGAGGACAUGCAGCUGUCCGGCUUCGAGAAUUUCGAGCGGGGUCGUUUGCUGAAUCUGGACUACGUACUGCCCACCAUCGAGAAGGUCGCCAAACUGCACGCCUGCAGCGCCCUCAUAUCCCAGGAGAGCCCAGAAGUACUGGAGUUCUUCAAUGAGGCGCCCAUCUCACGGAAUCCCGACCGACGCGACUUCCUCACCUUCUUCCCCGUGAACAUCCGUUGCGUCGCGGAGGAAGUGGCCCACUGGAAGGGCUAUGAGGAGAUCACCGAGAAGAUGUUCAAGCUGGCCGAGAACGUGCUUCAGAGAGCGCUGUCCAUGUUCGAGACUACUGGCAAGGAGUUCCGCGUCUUCAACGUCACCGAUCUGUGGAUCAACAAUCUCCUGUUCCACAUCAACAACGAGACCAAGGAGCCCGACGAUGUGGUCACGUUGGACUACCAGUUGGCCUACGUGGGAUCCCCAACCAUCGAUCUCAACUAUUUCCUCUACGCCUCUUUGAACGAGAAUGUUCGCAAGGUUCACUUUAAGUACAUCGUUCGGGAAUACCAGCGGGUGCUUCAGCAGACCCUAGAGAAGCUGAACUACAAAGGACACAUUCCCACCCUCAAGGAGAUCCACAUCGAGUUGAUCAACACCAGUCUCAUGGGUGUGAUUGGUGCAACUUGUUUGACCCCCCUGAUUUUCCGGGAGGGAGCUGGCUUCGAAAACCUUGAAGAUCUAAACUCACGCACUGAGAAAGGCGAUCUGUUCCGCAGGGAAAAUGUCGAGAACCCCAAGUACAGAGCUUUCCUACAGCGUACUAUCAAAGAGUUCGAGCUCUCCGGAUUCUUGGAUGAAUAACUUACAUAAACGGGGGAGAACGAGUCAAAUAAAGAACACUUUAACAUUCGAUCAAAAGUAUUCGGGCUUCCAUACAGAAUAAGGUUUGAGGAAGAAGCUUAUUUCCAGACCAAAAAAUCCAUGAGUAUUUUCA